Geodia barretti is the source of this 1317-nucleotide messenger RNA. Lineage: Eukaryota; Metazoa; Porifera; Demospongiae; Tetractinellida; Geodiidae. The record is from the annotation of a GenBank genome assembly.
AUGAGCGGCAUUGCCGAGAUCAUGCAUAACCUCGGCUACCGGGUCCAAGGCAGCGACAUCGCCGAGAGCGCGACCGUGCGUCGCCUGCGCGCCCUGGGAAUUCCCAUCUCCCGCGGCCACGGUGCCGAGACCAUCGACGACGUGGCGGUGCUGGUCGUCUCGUCGGCCAUCGCCGAAGACAACGUCGAGAUCGUGGCCGCCGGCGAGCGCCACAUCCCCGUGGUGCAACGGGCCGAGAUGCUGGCCGAGCUGAUGCGGCUCAAGUGGUCGGUGGCGGUUGCCGGCACCCACGGCAAGACGACCACGACCUCGAUCAUCGCAGCCAUGCUCGACGGCGCCGGGAUGGAUCCGACGGUCAUCAACGGCGGCAUCAUCAAUGCCUACGGCACCAACGCGCGCCUGGGCGCCGGCGAGUGGAUGGUCGUCGAGGCCGACGAGUCCGACGGCAGCUUCGUCAAGCUGCCGGCCAUCGCCGCCGUCAUCACCAAUAUCGACCGCGAGCACAUGGAGUUCUACGGCGACUUCGACGCCGUGCGCUGGGCCUAUCAGUCCUUUGUCGAGAAUAUCCCCUUCUACGGUGUCGCCGCGCUCUGCAUCGACCACCCGGAGGUGCAGGCCCUGAUCGGGCGCAUCGAGGACAGGCGCAUCGUGACAUAUGGCUUGAGCCCGCAAGCCGAGGUGCGGGCGGUCAACAUCGCAGGCGACCUGCUGGGCUCGACCUUCGAUGUCGUCGUCUCCGGCUACGUCCACGAGCGGCACGGCACCAUGGAGGGUGUGCGGCUCCCGAUGCUGGGCGCGCACAACGUGCAGAACGCCCUCGCGGCGAUCGCCGUCGGCCGCGAGAUGGGCUUUCCCGAGGCCGUGAUCCGCCGCUCGCUGGCGGAAUUCGCAGGUGUCGAGCGCCGCUUCACGAAGGUCGGCGUCGUUGGCGGGGUCACGGUGAUCGACGAUUACGGACACCACCCGCCCCAUCGCUACACGCGCCUGCGCGAUCUCUUCGAGGAGUUCUGCAGCUGCUUCAACGAUGCAGACACGGUCGUCAUAGCCGACGUUCAUCCUGCCGGCGAGCAGCCCAUCGAAGGGAUCGACCGUGAGGCGCUGGUCGAGGGCCUAUGGCGCCACGGCCACCGCCACGUGCUCCCGCUCGAGGAGCCCGAAGCCUUGCCGGCACUGAUCGAGACCCUGGUGGAGCCCGGCGACCUCGUCGUCUGCCUCGGCGCCGGCAGCAUCACCCACUGGGCACGGGCGCUUCCCGCCGCCCUCGAAGGCCUCGGGGACGGCGCGAGGGCGGCAAGCCCGGCCGGGCAGUCGUCAUGA